Dromiciops gliroides (monito del monte) is the source of this 334-nucleotide messenger RNA. RefSeq names its product mitochondrial import inner membrane translocase subunit Tim13-like. The coding region runs from base 1 to 297 and encodes 98 amino acids. The transcript has a single exon. The record is from RefSeq and is a predicted model, not a curated record. NCBI's taxonomy places the organism in Eukaryota, Metazoa, Chordata, Mammalia, Microbiotheria, Microbiotheriidae.
AUGGAGGGCAGCUUCGGCUCAGACUUCGGGGGUGUGCCGGGGGCCGGGGGAGGAAAGCUGGACCCAGGGCUCAUUAUGGAGCAAGUGAAGGUGCAGAUCGCCUUGGCCAACGCGCAGGAGCUGCUGCAAAGGAUGAUGAACAAGUGUUUCCGGAAGUGCAUUGGGAAGCCUGGCAGCUCCUUGGACAACUCCGAGCAGAAGUGCAUCGCGAUGUGCAUGGAUAGGUACAUGGACGCCUGGAAUACAGUGUCCGGAGCCUACAACUCAAGGUUGCAGCGGGAGCGAGCCAACAUGUGAGGCAUGUGCUCUUUUAGUGGACAUGCAGGAACUCUAG